UUUGUGAAUUUAGAUGCAAACAGAGAUGAUUGCAGCAAUGAACAAGUGAAACAGAAACUGAUCAGUGUCUCUCCAAAUCUCCCUAAACUCAUCAGUUCUAUGAAUGUACAACCACCAAAGGAAAAUGAAAUAGUCCUACUGAGCGGAUUAACAUCAGGAAAUCUUCAGGCUGAUUAUGAAGUUCCCCAGUGUCCUUGGCAAGCAGACGUCUGCUUGGUUCAGUGUGCGAGGGGAGACAGGAAGAACAGUGCAAGCUGCAUCAUCUUUGAAAUAAACAAGUUUCUGAUUGGGCUUGAGCUUGUUCAGGAGAGACAGCUGCAGAUAGAAGCUCAUGUCUCAAAGCCUGAGGACGACACAAACUGCUCAGUGUCCUCAAUAGAAGAAGAUUUCCUCACAGCAUCUGAGCAUCUCGAGGAGGAAAAUGAGGCUGAUGAAUAUAAAACUGCAGCCCAUGAAAAAAUAAGUGUUUCAGAAACAUCUUCUGAUAUCAGAAAAAAUAAAGGAAAAGGAUUUGAAAGUCUCCACUACAGAAAAGCCAGGUUACCAUUAAUUCUUGAAGGGAAUUGCAUUAAUGAAGAUAAUACAGCUAGUAAAGUCUCUGAAGCUGUGCAUAUUGUGGCAGAAGAUGGCAUCUCACAACCUCAAGAUAAGCCAGAGCAGGAAAUCCUGUGUCAGAAGGAAUUAGUGGGAAGAGCUACAUCAUCUCUCAGUACUGAGGAUUUGACUAACAACGCUGAAAAUUCCUGCUCAGUGAAUGUGUUAGAUGUAUCUUUAACCAAAAUGGCUAAAGAGGAGCUGGGGCCUCUUUAUGACUCUACAGCAAAACCCAGCAGUAAGGCAGAGGUAGAGGAUUGUGCAGGUGUUAGGAAAAGCGACCCUCCUGUGCAAAACAAGCAAGCAGCUACAGGUCAGUAUGCUACAAAUCUAGCAGAAUCUGUUCUGCAAGAUGCAUUCAUUAGACUAUCACAGUCUCAACCCACUUUCAGUGAGGAGGCUGCAGUCAGCAUCUCUGUAGGAGGCUCCUGCAAGUCAAAAGAUGCAUCUGCUUCUCGAUCAUGGAAUGAACUUCCAAAGAUUGUCAUAGUGCAAAGUCCAGACAGCAGUGAGAAUGUGCCAGACUGGCCAGGGUCUGCCUUCCCAAACCUGUGCCACUGGACUGAAACAGAAAGCUCUGAAGUUUCAGAUUACUUUGAAGAAGACCAUUCAAACAGACACAGCCAGAGUGCACUGGAGAUGGCUCUGGCUUGUGCAGCAACUGUCAUUGGAACCAUUUCAAGUCCCCAGGCAGCAGAAAAAUUCAGAAGAGAUCAAGAAGCUGCAGACUCUAAAAGCGAAACAGUCGAUAACGAAGAUCUACACACAGAUUCUUCACAGCUACUUGAAGACUGUACUAGCACAGAAUAUUCAUUCCCAUCUGCACUGUGUGGCAUGACUCAAGUAGCAAGUGCUGUAGCAGUCUGUGGUCUGGGAGAAACAAAGGAAGAGAAGUACCCUGCAACUUCAAGUGGGCUGCUGUCUGCAGCUCAGACUUCUGCAGCCAUUACUCUUCAUUGUAGUAUAGCUGUAGGAAGCAGCAUGGAAAAGCUGAAUGACAGCAUUGCGGAGGCUCUUCUCAAAGAGGCAUCAAUAAUUUUGACGAAACCCAAUACAUACAAAAAUGUAGGGCAUUUUAUGGAAUCCAUAAAUGGAAGAAUUAUUGAAACAGCAGCAAGGCCACGGAUUCCACACUCCGAUGAAGUAAUCAGAGAUGAACUGGCACAAAAUUUAUCCAAUAUUAUUCUACGACAUUCUAUUGAAGAGGUCAGGAAGAAAAGAGAGCUACAGUCCCGUUCAGAAAACAGCUCAAGUACACAAGACAUUUUCAUGGAGACUGCCAAUGAGUUGCUUUUUAACGUGAUAUAUUUCACUUGCAAGAAGAUGAAUGACAUAAGACAAGUUGAAGAGUGUUCUCCUCUCUUUUCUGAAAGCCUGAAAGGCAAAAAGGUAACCAGAGUAGAAGAAUGGCCAACACAGGCAACAGCAUGUGAAACAUCACACAGACCCCUUGAUCAUUCUGCUAUUAAGCCAUUUGGUACAUCCUACAAUGCUAGCAAAGAUACUGAAAAUGGUAUCCACAUGAAGAAAAUUAGCAUGAGAGAUGUAAAUAGCAAUGAAGAUGCCACCGUGAAUUCAGAGCUAACAAGUAAAGCCAUUGGGCAUAAUGCACUUGUUGCAAAAACAUCUCCCAAGAAAAGAUACCUGAAAAGAACCACACGAGACUGUUACAAAUCCCCAAAUCAGAGUAACAUUCAGAAGAAGAGAGACUACAGAUCUUUUUCAGACAGAGAAAGUACCUUUGCAAACAAUGAAUGCAGGCAUGGUGUUCAAGAACAACUGUCUUCCAGUGUUGUUGUGAAUGCAGAAAACCAGGCCAAACGUAAGUGUGAUACUGUGCUAAGUGAUGAAGUCCAAGUUAGCUUAUCUUUGUUAGGAAACCAUGUCUUACUUCCUUCUCAACCCGUACUACAAGUGAAAAAUUCAAGAGACAAAUACUGCAUAACAGAUUUUGCAGAAGAACUGGCAGAAACAGUAGUCUCUAUGGCAACAGAAAUAGCUGCCAUUUGUCUUGAAAAUUCAAAUGGAAAGCAGCCCUGGUUCUGUGCAUGGAAGAGAGGCAAUGAGUAUCUGGUGACCCAGAGUAUAUCAUGCAGAACUAUGAAAAGGAAAAAGGAAACCCAUGCUAAUGGCUCAGUUGUUCGGAAGCACAGGGCACCUCGACUUAGUGAGAUCAAAAGAAAGACAGAUGAGCAUCCUGAGCUAAAGGAAAGGUUGAUGAAUCGAGUAGUAGAUGAAUCUAUAAACCUUGAGGACACACCAGAUUCUGUCAAUAUCUUUGCAAAUGAAGUGGCUGCAAAGAUCAUGAACCUCACUGAACUCUCCGUGGUCGACAGCAUCUGGCAAGGUCCAAACCAUCCCAGGAACAGGCUGCACUGUGAAAGAUGGAGCCGAGCCAAAGCCUCAAGCUGUGAGAGCAUACCAGAGGAGGAUACGGAUUCCAAAGCCUCUGUCAAUACUCUAGGCCUAAUGAACGCCUUUGGUCAGCCUGUGAGCCAGACAAGUUCUGUCUCAAAGCAAUCUAGUUGUGAAAGCAUUACAGAUGAGUUUUCAAGAUUUAUGGUGAACCAAAUGGAAAAUGAAGGAAGAGGCUUUGAUUUAUUACUAGAUUAUUAUGCAGGAAAAAAUGCAAACAACAUCUUGACUUCUGCUUUGCAACAGGUUGCUAAGAAAAACGGUCAUCUUAACGUACGACCAAGUUGCCCAUCCAAGCAGUCCAGCACAGAAAGCAUAACAGAAGAAUUUUACAGGUACAUGCUAAAAGAAAUAGAAAAGGAAAAUAAAGAUAAUGCAUCUUCCCCUCGGAAUUCAAAGGACUGGUCUGGCAGUUUGCUACCACCCUCCCUGAGAUCACCUUUUUGCUUUAGACAGUCCUCAGUGCCCGAUGGCAGAUCAUCAGGUUCUAGACUGACAGUUAACAUCCCAGUCAAAGCAAAUUCAUUAGACGGAUUUGCCCAGCAUCACCAGGAUUCCUUAAGCGUACAGCCAGUCAGUACCGUGGCUUCUUCAGGUCUUUGCAAGUCUGACUCAUGCCUGUACCAAAGAUGCAAGACUGACCAGAUAACAGAUAUGUUGAUUCACGAGACGUGGGCAAGCUCUAUUGAAUCUCUAAUGCGCAAAAACAAGAUCAUUACAGAUGAGGCAGAGGUUGCAGAGGUAGAUCAUUUUCACAGUGAUUCCCCACCACAUGUGCAACAGUACGCAAACAGACUGGCUGCAAAUAUUGUUGAAAGUGGUAAAAAUUUAAUUGUUGUCCAGCAGGAUGCCUUUGGUUCUGCAAGCCAAGAACACAUACUGGAAAGCAAACAUCCCCAGAGUGCAACUCAGAUUCAAGUAGAACCCAAAAGGGAUGAAAUAAAUUUGGAUGAGCAGAAGCACAUGAAGAACCCUGAAUGCCUCCCUGCAGGUCAGCACAGGGAAGUGCCUUUAAUUCAGAUAGAAACUGAUCAACGAGAUGAGUCAGAUAAAGACUCUGAGUCCUUAACUCUACAUGAACUUUCUGAAAGGGAGCAUCAAGGCAAGGAAAAGCCUCCAGAAGCUUAUACUGGGAAGCACAUGGUUUCCAGUACCCUACUAAAUAGCAAAAGCACUCAGAGCAAACCAGAUGCUGAAAUCACAAGAGAGACAAAAGCAGCUGAAGAAUUUCCAGUACACCUCAGCAGCAGUGAAGAAAGCACUGGCAGCUGGUCCCAGCUAGCCAAUGAUGAAGACAAUCCUGAUGACACGAGUAGCUACUUACAACUCAGCGAACGAUCUCUGAGCAAUGGCAACAGCAGUACAACUAGCAGUCUUGGCAUUAUGGACCUGGAAAUUUAUCAGGAAAACAUGCCACCUUCUCCUAUGAUUACUGACUUAGCAGAAGAAAAAGUUUUUCUUAAAGAACAGACAGAUAAUACAGAGGAAAGUACUUCUGGGCUCUCAGUGGGAACAGCCAAUUACCAGAAAGAACUCCUGGUGAUUAAUUUUGACCUGGAACCAGAAUGCCCCAACGCAGAGCUGCGAGCCACCCUACAGUGGAUAGCUGCUUCUGAACUUGGAAUCCCAACCAUCUAUUUUAAAAAAUCUCAGGAAAACAGAAUUGAAAAGGUAGUUUUUACAGAAUUGGACGUAUUUCAUUUUAGUCACAGUAGCAACAUCCUGCUCACAAAGAAACAAAAUUGCCCCUGACAGGAUCUUGGUGGUAGCAGGUGAAGUAUUCAUGAGUGGGCUAACAGUCAUAUACAGAAAGAAAAGUCAAACUCACCCAACUGGCAAAGGGAUCUGUAACACUCCUUCUCAAGGAGCAGCAUAGAUCCAAGAGAUACUUUCCCUUCAGUGGCUGAUCCUUACAUGAUCCCAGGCUGACUCCACCCUGGGUAUACCCCCGCUGAUGUGUAAGGAACACAGGUGCAAACAACUUGCUUGUGCUCCCUGCACCAGCCACACCUCUUCACCAGGUGCUCAAUCAGCAGUUCAAGCCAUGAUCCAACAGUUCCCCUGCCAGCAACUGACUUAUUGAAGUUACUGAGCUUAGAAGCAGAUGUGAAGUCUUCAUCACAGCAAGAUGGAAAUACUACUGCUUAUUAUAAAAAGAGAGAAUACAUCAGGAUAUAAGGUUUAUAGAAUUGUAGAAUUAUAGAAUGGCUUGAGUAGGAAGGGACCUUAUAGCAC
Meleagris gallopavo (turkey) is the source of this 5244-nucleotide messenger RNA. Lineage: Eukaryota; Metazoa; Chordata; Aves; Galliformes; Phasianidae. The record is from RefSeq and is a predicted model, not a curated record.